This is a messenger RNA of Sceloporus undulatus (fence lizard), 2242 nucleotides long. RefSeq names its product zinc finger protein 595-like. The record is from RefSeq and is a predicted model, not a curated record. Bases 60 to 1385 code for a protein of 441 amino acids. Gene Ontology annotation, biological process: negative regulation of transcription by RNA polymerase II. Gene Ontology annotation, molecular function: DNA-binding transcription repressor activity, RNA polymerase II-specific. The transcript is spliced from 3 exons. Lineage: Eukaryota; Metazoa; Chordata; Lepidosauria; Squamata; Phrynosomatidae.
AUGGUUAUUAAGCAUCAAAGCAUCUUCCUACUUUCUUUGUCUUACUCACAGGUUGUGGAAUGACCCUGGUGCUUUGUUCCUGUCCUUCUGCUCUUCCUGAUGAAGCAGAAACAAUUGCUGUGGCUGAGAAUAAGGAUCUGGUGACCUUUGAGGAACUGGCUGUGAAUUUCACGGAAGAGGAAUGGGCUCUCCUGGAUUCAAGCCAGAGGGCUCUACAUGAAGAAGUUACAUGGGAGAAUUGCAGGAAUUUGGCUUCUCUGGGUGAUGGAAGAGAGGGAAAUAAAGAUGGAAGACAACAGAAAAUAAAAAUUAAAGAAAAGCAGAAGUGGCAGGACAAAUCCCUUGUUCCUGAAGAAAAUGACUUCCAUGAACUUCCAGUACUUGAAGAAUAUUUGGAAAGAAACAGAAGUGAUAUUCAGAACCAGGAGAAACUCUUUACAUGUUCAGAGUGUGGGAAAAGUUUAAAUCAGCAGAUAUACGUUACUGAACAUCAAAGGAUUCACACAGGUGAGAAAACAUAUAAAUGCCAUGAGUGUGCAAAGCAAUUUGAUCUUAGCAUAGGACUUACUUCACAUCAAAUGGGGAACAAGGCCUACAAAUGUGUGGAAUGUGAGAAAAGCUUUAGGUGGAGCUCAAGCCUUAAAAAACACCAAAGAGUACACACAGGGGAAAAACCCUACAAAUGCUAUGUGUGUGGAAAGCAGUUCAGUUGCAACUCCCACUUUAAUAAGCACCAAAGAAUUCACACAGGAGAGAAGCCAUACAAAUGUUACGAGUGCGGACAGAGCUUUAGGCAGAGCACACACCUUAAAAGACAUAGAAAAACUCACACAGGAGAGGAACCGUGCCAGUGUUCUGACUGUGGAAAGCAAAUCUGUUACAGGUCAAGUGGUCCCUCCCAUCCCAUAAUCCAUGCAGAUGAUUGUGGAAAGAGGUUCAAUAUGAGCAUCCUCAUUAAACGACAUAAAAUAAUUCAUACAGGGGAGAAGCCCUAUAACUGCUCAGGGUGUGGAAAGAGCUUCAGUGAUAGCAGACUCCUUAAAAUACACCAGAGAAUCCAUACAGGAGAAAAGCCCUAUCAGUGCUCUGAGUGUGGUAAGAGUUUUAGGCAGAGCACAUCCCUCAGAAGACAUCAACGAAUUCACACUGGUGAGAAGCCUUACCUAUGUGCCGAGUGUGGUAAAUGUUUUAGUCAAAGCUCACAUCUCAAAAAACAUCAACAAAGUCACACAAAGCCAUCUACACUUUCUGAAUGUGGAAAGCAAUUCGAUGACAGUACACACCUAAAUUGGCAUCCGAUAAUACCCCUCGGGAGGGAUACUUCAAAUCUUAGAAAUGACUGGAAUGUGCAUGGGCUCUUGGUGGACCACAGCCUUCCUUUUUAAAAGAGGAAAAGUCAGGAUGAAAUGUGUACAGAAGCAGGGUGCACAUCAGACCUUAACAGCCGGUGGACAAUUCACACAACAGCCCAACAGUCCACACUGUGGUAUGUAAAUAAAUAGUUUAUUGGAGUGAUUAAACCUUAACAAGCAGCAGAACAAUGAUAGAAAUGAUCAAAAUGUGAUUUAUAAGUAAUUGGAAUUGAUUUGAUCAGUCAAACUUUAAUCGGAAAUGGAGAAUGCAAACAUUGCAUCAACUAUAAAAAUCAAAGGCGGACAACCCUCCACUUAUGGGUCCAUUUUUUAGCCAUGCACUCUGCCUCACACCUACUACUGUUAUUUACCCCUUCCAAAAACAGCAAAUGAUACCUCUAGGAGUACCUUUCACUAUUUUUGAUCAUCCCUUCCUAUGAUCCUGUUUUGGGCUGAUGAGGGCCUUUUUUCAAAACCACAGAAAAAGCCUUCAAAACGCCAUACGUUAACAAUCUUUGCUCCCUGGAGGAUUCUGGGGCAAUUAUUUGCUUUUUGGGGAGAAAAUCUGAGGGCUGAGAUACAACCCUGAGCGCACACUUUGCUUACUUCUGGUAUAAAUUCUCAAAAUACGGGAGAAACUUGUCAACACAACUGAAUUUGGGCAAUGAGCUUCAGUUGAAUCCAGCAUCCUGCCAGGUAUGUGAGUAGCCUUGUGAUCUGACAUACUUUCACAGUUACUAGGAUAAGUUGGUGGGUAACUCCACUGGAGCUAAAUAUAAUGGGCUUGUCUCUCUUUUUAAGCUUGAAAUUUUGUCCUGAAAUCAAUUUUUAUUACUUUACACAGUCUUGGUUUUGCAAUGAUGUUUGAUUAAAUGAUGCGAUAAUGGCCA